GCCGCUGCUGACAUCGAUCGAGGCUGAAAGACCAGCAGUGCGUCGAGCCUGUUACUAUCAUCCCGUUCAAACAGCACGGAAAUUUGGAAUAAUUGAAAAUGGGUAAACAUCUGCAAACUGUUGCGGCAAUGGCCUGCAUGAAGACGCUGUUGAUACUCUUCAACUUUGCAUUUGGGUGCACCGGAGUGCUGAUGCUGUGUGUUGGAAUCUGGAUGCGUAUUCAGCUCCGAGAGUACGUAGAUAUGAGCAUUGAAGGUAGCGGUGCAGCGCCUCUGGCUCUGGCCUGCCUCGGCAUCCUCGUAGUCGUAGCUUCUAUCUUGGCAUGUUGUUGCACGGCACGUGGACAUCCGGCACUCUUAUACCUCUACGGAGCAUUUCUGGCGGUUGUGGUACUCCUAGAGCUGGGAUCAGGUGCCUCCGUUUAUGCAUACCGCAACGCUCUGACCGAGGGCUUCGAUCAAGGGCUCAAUGAAAGCUUGGUUCUCUAUGUAGACGACCAUAACAAACAGCAUGAUAUAGAUACCAUGCAGUCUACCCUGCAUUGCUGUGGAAACCGCGGCUACACUGACUGGAAGUCUAUAAACUUACCGGAAGAGAUUCCUAAAUCUUGCUGCAAGCAGCUUGAAAAACCGUGUGACUCUUCGAAUCUGGAUAACGUGUAUACUCAGGGCUGCUACAACCGGGUCGUGGACUUCAUAAACAGUAACAUUGGCUUGGUGGCUGGUAGUGCUGUAGGUGUUGCAUUCUUUCCUCUGAUUGGAGUCUUCCUUGCUUGUUGCCUUGCCAGUAAUAUCAACAAAGCCAAAUACGAGCAAGUUGCCUAAUUGAAUGACAUUGCGUGACGGUUAUUCACGAAAGAACGCAAUUAAACGAACAGACACAAAAAUCAGAGUAAUUAUGUCGUUAUGACUUAUUCAUUUACUGCUGUAUGUUUGUGUACAUACGUACUUAUUUAUUACGAUAUGUACCGCUAUACGAUAUUCAUUUCAGUUUUGAAACUUUGUGUUAAAGUAUCAGAAUGCCAAUGGGAGAGGAACUUAUAUAUUAUAAUUAUAUGUCAAUUAAUCAUU
Messenger RNA from Diprion similis, 1070 nucleotides. Its product is annotated as tetraspanin-7-like. The record is from RefSeq and is a predicted model, not a curated record. The transcript has 5 exons. Lineage: Eukaryota; Metazoa; Arthropoda; Insecta; Hymenoptera; Diprionidae. The coding region runs from base 99 to 824 and encodes 241 amino acids. Gene Ontology annotation, cellular component: membrane.